ACUUUUUUCUGGUCCGAGUAAUUAAAUUCCUUGAUAUCAUUCGUAAGUCAGACAUCCAGUGCAUUUGAUCUAGUGAAAACGCUUGUACAAAAGCACAUCACAACCCCAUUCUUUUCUGGGAUAAAGAUCUCCACUGAAAACCAAUUUUCCACUUGUUUUGCCGAAUCGUCUACUUAACAAAAUGAGUGAGGAUACAUCUAUGACCGGAGCCGAGAUCGUUUCUCAACAACCGAACACCACGGUACCAGAUACUUUCACAGAUGCAGAAACAACUACGGUACCCGAAAGCACGCCCAUACCGGCAGAGCCCACCCCACAAACCACAGAAACCAUCAGCCCCAAAGUUCAAGAAGAGGUUGAUAGCCGUUCUGUGUACGUAGGAAACGUCAACUUCACAAGUACUCCCGUACAAUUGGAAGAGUUUUUCCACCUGGUAGGAGUGAUAGAACGUAUCACCAUUUUGUUUGAUCGGUUCACAGGUAUCCCCAAAGGUUACGCCUAUAUAGAAUUCAAUUCGGAGGAAGGUGCACAAAAAGCUAUCAGCGAACUAGACGGAAAAGUGUUCAGAAACCGAGAGUUGAAAGUGACGGCGAAGCGAACAAAUUUCCCCGGGAUGUCUAGACGUGCCAGAGGAAGCUCUGGUAGGUUCCGAGGCAGAGGUGGCUACCGAGGUUCGAGAGGUGGGAGAGGUUUUGUGAGAGGACCGGGAAGUAGAGGCAGAGGAAGAGGUAGAGGUAGAGGAGGGUUUAUGUCAGUGAGAGGAGUGCUUGGUAAUGAUGAUGAUGGCAAUGGCGGCCCCACUGAAUGGAACCGUGGUGGCCGAGGGAGGGCCAGAGGGAGGGGCAGAGAGAGAAGUCUUCCUGAUUCCCAGGCGUCUACUGCUCCACAACCCGAUUCCAUUUCCGUAUGAGUUUAUUAUGUGUGUAGUUGCAAAAACAGAUUGGGACC
This is a messenger RNA of Yamadazyma tenuis ATCC 10573, 948 nucleotides long. RefSeq lists its product as uncharacterized. Gene Ontology annotation, molecular function: poly(A) binding. The record is from RefSeq and is a predicted model, not a curated record. Gene Ontology annotation, cellular component: cytoplasm. NCBI's taxonomy places the organism in Eukaryota, Fungi, Ascomycota, Pichiomycetes, Serinales, Debaryomycetaceae.